ACUAUUUAACUUUUGGGAAUGGUUGGAAUUAAAUCCUGUUUUAUCGUAAGAUUGUUUCUUAGCUUUCAAUCAGAGAUUGCUCAUACAGAGGGAAAUCGAAGGAGGUUACGCACAUUACCUCAAGAACGAGGGAUGCUUUUUUGCUUUUGUAUGAAUUAUGACCAUGUUGUUGUUGGUUUCACUUUCACUCACCGUUAACGAUAGACGACAGUGUUCUUGUGCUCUGGUGUGUAAGUUCUUUUUUAGAUUAUAUAUAUUAUAUAUACAGCAGUGCUUAGUGCGCAUUCCUGACCUUUAUGCUUACGUGUACCUGCAAGCAUCCUUUAGUGCUCACGUGUAAGCAGGGGUGCGCAAUUGCGCAGAGGCGUUCGUUAGUAUUUCGCGCUUAUUUUUUGUUCAAGUUUCAACCGCUUUCGUCGUCCACUUCAGGGAGUUUAAAAAAUGAUCUAAAUCAGAAAUUUGAACUCCUCUGCGGUAUCGUGAAUCGUGAGCUUAUCAUUGUUGAUGGAUUUGCGAAAUCGGCUCUCGCACUCUCUUUUCCUCUGCAAAACCGCUUCCAUAAAUUGUCUGAAACCGUUUUACAAAUCCAAGCGACGAAUGAUAAGCUUAUUGAUGAUUCCGAGCUCUGCAAAACCGCUUUUGACAUUUCUUCCCCGAAAUUCAGCUCUGCUUCCUCUUUGUUUGAAGUGAAGCCACUGACAGUUGAGAAGAGUCUGACACUGGUUAUUUGUUUUCUUUUUUUUUCUUUUUAUUUGAUUCUUUCUUUCCGAUCCGGUUUGAGUGGUGCGGAAGCAAAACACCUUUGCUGCUCUGUUGUUUCUCGUCCACCGAGGUUUGGGAGAAACUUGCACAGCUUUGACGACCAAUUAGGGUUUGGCGUCACUGCAAGUGGGGAGGAAGCUGUUGUUCUUCACGGAGAGCGCGAAUAGACCGAAGACUGAAAGGAAGUUCGAGCGUGUGUUGUCUCGUGAGACUCGUGAAGAUGCCUCACCGGACUACCUAUUUCUUUCCGAGGCAAUUUCCAAUACAAGGAAAUGAUGCUUCGUUCAAGCUGUUACACCCGGAUCACGAGAAUAAGGAUUCGAAAGGAGCUGGUAAUGUCGAAAAUGACGGAAAAGAUCAGAAGUUCGCCAAGGAGACCAAAAUUGGCAAGAAUCUAGCUGCGCCAGAUCUUUUCACGGGCGGAAGUCUUAAAUUUGGGAAGCAACUUGCGGCUUUCGGCGAUUGGUUGGCUGAUAGAAAGGUAGAUCGUGCCGUUCACGAGAACCCGAAAUCUUGCGAUGAGGACAGGCGGCUCUUGCUUCAACCGGAGCAACCGCCGGAGACGAUCGUCAUCCAGGAUCUGGUUCCUGGCCGGCAGGUGUUGUCACGUCGGCUGUCGAGUGAUAGUAGUUAUUCCGGAAUCCUGUUCUCCGGGGCCACUGUUGACGAGAAUGUCUCCACGGAUGCAAAGGAGUCGCAGCUGUCAAGCAGGCAGGAGGACGACGAGGAAACCAGAGAGGUUUUAGCACAAAAGUCACGGGAAAGCUACUAUUUGCAGCUUUCGCUCGCUGUUCGGCUCACGUCUCAAGCAUCUCUGGCUGACGGACCCGUGUUUAUUCAAGAUACAGAGACCGCCGGCUUUUCUUCUGAUAUGGAGGCCGUUUCUUAUCGCCUCUGGGUAAGUGGAUGUUUAUCUUAUUCCGACAAGAUAUCAGAUGGGUUUUAUAACAUUCUGGGGAUGGAUCCGUAUUUGUGGGUGAUGUGCAAUAAGUUGGAGGAAGGUAAAAGGCUACCAUCUUUGGUUUCGCUUAAAGCUAUUGAUCCUAGCGAUUCAUCAAUGGAGGUUGUGCUUGUUGAUACACGUGGAGAUUCACGCCUCAAGGAGCUUGAGGACAAAGCACAAGAACUUUAUUAUGCUUCAGGCAACACCUUACUAUUGGCAAAGAAGCUUGGAAGACUUGUUUCUUUCUACAUGGGGGGUGCUUUUCCAAUGGAGCGGGGUGAUCUUCACAUGCACUGGAAAUUGAUUAGCAAGGGAUUGAGGGAUUACCAAAGGUGUAUUCUGCUCCCGAUUGGCAGCCUAUCUAUGGGACUCUGUAGGCAUCGAGCUAUUCUUUUCAAGAAAUUGGCUGAUUAUGUUGGCCUGCCUUGUCGAAUAGCCCGUGGUUGCAAAUAUUGUGUAGCAGAUCAUCGGUCUUCUUGUCUUGUAAAAAUUGGGGAUGAUAGGCAAUCAUCAAGGGAAUAUGUAGUUGAUCUAGUUGGAGAACCAGGAAAUGUUCAUGGUCCAGAUUCCUCAAUUAAUGGAACUUUACUUUCGCCAGUGCCUUCACCAUUCCAAAUUUCUCCUAAAAAAUUUUUCCAACAAUCAAUUAUCAAUAAAACCUCCUGUAGACAAAUUCUAAACCUGGAGAGCAUCUGCAAUCUUCCCAAAGAUUCUCGAAGUUCAGAAAAUCCACUUCCAGUUAAUAACUAUGGAGAUAGGCCUCCAACAUGCUUGGAUAAAGAAGUCCAAUCAAUUCAUAGCAGUAAAUUCGUUGAGGAUUUGAAGCUUUCCAUAUGUGUACUGGGUGAUGAAGCUUGUGAAAGAUCGGAAUCAUCAGCAAUGCCUUUGGAGUUCAAAGAUAACAGUAAUAGUUGCAUUGAAAGCCAGGCACUGCUGCCUUCUAUACAGCACUGUGCAUCAGAAACUCUGGAUGCUGUUCCAGGAAUGUCAGUACAUGGACGUUCUAGACUAGAUGGAGACAAAUCUCCCGUUCAAGAAUCUUACAGGAAAGAGUUGGUUGCAUAUGAAACUCCUAUGAACAAUGCAAUAAAGCAACCUAAACUUGAGGGGUGUAGUCAAAUGGAAUUGUCAGAAACUGAAAGCAGACCUGAGAAUCAAGGUGGUAUUGCUACUACCACUAUCCCAAGAUAUUUGAAUCUUGAACCUUCUCUUGCAAUGGACUGGCUUGAGAUAUCAUGGGAUGAAUUACAGAUAAAGGAGCGUGUUGGUGCUGGUUCAUUUGGAACAGUGCAUCGUGCUGAAUGGCAUGGAUCGGACGUUGCUGUGAAGGUUCUAUCGAUUCAAGAUUUUCACGAUGAUCAAUUGAAGGAGUUCCUGAGAGAGGUAGCGAUAAUGAAACGUAUUCGCCAUCCAAAUGUAGUUCUUUUCAUGGGUGCAGUUACAAAGCGUCCACAUCUUUCAAUAGUGACAGAAUACUUGCCUAGGGGUAGCCUUUACCGUCUUAUACACAGGGCAGCUGCUGGAGAAAUCUUGGAUAAAAAGAGGAGGUUACGUAUGGCAUUGGAUGUGGCUAAAGGUAUCAAUUAUCUACAUCGUCUAAAUCCUCCAAUAGUUCACUGGGAUCUUAAAUCUCCUAAUUUGCUGGUUGACAAGAAUUGGACAGUUAAGGUAUGUGAUUUUGGGCUAUCGAGGUUUAAGGCAAACACUUUCAUAUCAUCAAAGUCUGUUGCUGGCACGCCUGAGUGGAUGGCUCCAGAAUUUCUUCGUGGAGAGCCCUCAAAUGAGAAAUCUGAUGUUUACAGUUUUGGAGUGAUUUUAUGGGAGCUUGUCACCAUGCAACAACCUUGGAAUGGACUCAGUCCGGCACAGGUGGUUGGCGCUGUUGCUUUCCAGAACAGAAGACUUACUAUCCCUCAGAAUACUUGUCUUAUGUUGGCAUCCCUCAUAGAGUCGUGUUGGGCUGAUGACCCUAAGCAGCGACCAUCUUUUGCAAGCAUCGUUGAAACGUUGAAGAAGUUGCUGAAGUCUCCACUGCAGUUGGUACAGAUGGGGGCCCAGUGAGAAGUCACAUGAAGUGUUUCACUUUGUAAAGAUAAGUAAAAACCUAGAGUAGUUGAAUUUGCUAAUUUCUGUGGGUUGAUUUUGGGGGUUAAAUUAACUAGGACUACCUUAAAUGGGGGUAUCUUCUCUCUAUACACCGAAGGGUCUUACUACCACCCCUCUAUGGGUUUCGGGUUCCCCUGGUUUUGUUGGUUAUUAUGAAGCAGUUAACCUUAUGCAGUCUCUAAUUCAGAGCGGAGCCUCUUCUUAUCUCCCAGGAUUUUUGAUAGGGAGAUGAGUCUAUAUAGUUGCACCCGUUUCUGCUUCCUGGUGACGCAAUAUAUGAUAUCAGCUAACUAUUUUUUCUUGCCAGUUCUGAAGUGCAAGGAAAUGUUGUUCUCUUUCAAUAAUACUUCACCAUUCAGUGAAUGCCCUUCGUGUGCGUGUGUAAUCACAGGGUGUGCUAACGUGUCUGAGCUUGAUGUCACUGAAGGACAAAUACAGUUGAGCUUUUGCUCGUGUAUAUCCUUCUGUACAUGGAAGCCUGGUUUCUCUUUAGUCUUUACCUUGUGUUCUUUUGACAGUAUUAACUGGGAUUGAAUGUAAAAGAAGAUAAAAAAAAAGAAAUUUCUU
Nelumbo nucifera (sacred lotus) is the source of this 4378-nucleotide messenger RNA. The record is from RefSeq and is a predicted model, not a curated record. Lineage: Eukaryota; Viridiplantae; Streptophyta; Magnoliopsida; Proteales; Nelumbonaceae.